UGCCGCCGGCCGGACCUCUAAGGACGCUGACUCCGAGUAAGCGUGCCUGGACUGGGGCUGUCACACGCCACGCCCCCUUCCUCACCAGGCCAAUCCGGGGUGACUGAGCUGGCCCCUCACCUCGGGUCAGGAGCCGGGGGUUGGUGGCACUGUUGCCCCGCCGUGACGUGUCUUCUCCGGCCCCUCCCCAGGCGCCCCUCCGGCGCAGAGACGGAGCCUUCCCCCUGCGGAGGCGGAGCGGCCGCCUCGGGACCUCCCUCCGGCCUGCCCCAGCCCGCCUUCCCGCCCAGUCCCGUCCCUCCCCGUGCUGGGGGCGUGGGGAGAAGAGAGGAGCCCAGCCGAGGCGCAGGGAAGGAGCGAAGAGAAUCGCUGCCGGGUCUGCUCGGAGGAGCCACUGGUCGGAGAGAGACCCGCAGAGCCAACCGGGAUGGCGGCGGACGGCGGCCUGGAGCAGCGGGCGCUGCAGUAUGAGCAGACCUUGAUGUAUGGCCGCUACACGCAGGACUUAGGAGCCUACGCCAAGGAUGAAGCAGCCCGCAUCCGCCUGCAGAAGGAGCGCUGGAAAUUGUCUCCGAAGGAGUGCCUCCGCCCCUCUGAGCUGCUGGAGUACGACCAGAGCCGCUGUGCACGUUGCCGUAUUUGUACUGUGCGGUGCCAAAAGUUCCUCAUCUCCAAGGUGGGCGAGGACUGGAUCUUCCUCAUCCUGCUGGGGUUGCUUAUGGCCUUGGUCAGCUGGGCCAUGGAUUUUGCCAUCGCAACCUGCCUGCAAGCCCAGAAGUGGAUGUAUGGGGGGCUGGACGCCAACAUCUUCCUGCAGUACAUGGCCUGGGUCACCUACCCUGUGGUGCUCAUCACCUUUUCAGCUGGCUUCACCCAGAUCUUGGCUCCGCAGGCUGUUGGCUCUGGAAUCCCUGAAAUGAAGACCAUUCUCCGGGGUGUGGUGCUGAAAGAGUAUCUUACCCUCAAGACCUUUGUGGCCAAGGUGAUCGGCCUGACAUGCGCGCUGGGCAGUGGGAUGCCUUUAGGCAAAGAGGGACCAUUUGUCCACAUAGCCAGCAUGUGUGCUUCCCUCCUCAGCAAGUUCCUCUCACUCUUCGGCGGCAUCUAUGAGAAUGAAUCCCGCAAUAUUGAGAUGCUGGCGGCUGCGUGUGCUGUGGGCGUCGGCUGCUGCUUCGCUGCUCCCAUUGGAGGUGUCCUCUUCAGCAUUGAAGUCACUUCAACCUUCUUUGCUGUCCGCAACUACUGGCGCGGCUUCUUCGCGGCCACCUUCAGCGCGUUCAUCUUCCGGGUCCUCGCUGUGUGGAACAAGGACGAAGAAACCAUCACGGCGCUUUUCAAAACCCGAUUCCGGCUGGACUUCCCCUUUGACCUGCAGGAGCUGCCGGCCUUUGCUGUCAUUGGGAUUGCCAGCGGCUUUGGAGGGGCGCUGUUUGUGUACUUCAACCGCAAGAUCGUCCAGUUCAUGCGUAACCAAAAGGCCAUAAACCGCUUCCUAAUGAAAAAGCGCCUGCUCUUCCCCGCACUCGUCACGCUCUUCAUUGCAACGCUGACCUUUCCACCUGGCUUUGGACAGUUCAUGGCUGGCCAGCUCACACAGAAGGAGACGUUGGUGACUCUCUUUGACAACCGCACGUGGGCCAAGCAAGGCCUAGCUGAAGAGUUUGAAUACAUCGGCGUCUCCGAGGCUUGGAAGCACCCACGCUCCAAUGUCUUUGUCACACUGGUGGUUUUCAUCCUCAUGAAGUUUUGGAUGUCCGCCUUGGCCACCACCAUCCCGGUGCCCUGUGGAGCCUUCAUGCCCGUCUUUGUCAUUGGGGCUGCGUUCGGCCGCUUGGUGGGCGAGAGCAUGGCGGCUUGGUUCCCCGAUGGCAUCCACACCGACAGCAACAUCUACCGCAUUGUGCCAGGGGGCUACGCAGUGGUGGGUGCGGCUGCGUUGUCUGGUGCUGUCACCCACACCGUGUCCACGGCGGUCAUCGUCUUUGAGCUGACGGGCCAGAUCUCCCACAUCCUGCCGGUCAUGAUUGCGGUGAUUCUGGCCAACGCCGUGGCCCAGAGCUUGCAGCCCUCGCUCUACGACAGCAUCAUCCGGAUCAAGAAGUUGCCCUACUUGCCGGAGUUGGGCUGGGGGCAUCAGGAGAAAUACAAUGUGCGGGUGGAGGACAUUAUGGUGCGCGAUGUGCGCUACAUAACCCUGAGCUGCCGCUACCGUGACCUUCAAGAUGUGCUGCACAGUACCAAGAUGAAGAGUUUGGCUCUGGUGGAAUCGGCUGAGUCCAUGAUCCUACUGGGUUCCAUCGAGCGGACACAGAUAGUGACCCUUCUGAAUGAGCAGCUGGGCUAUGUGCGGCGGCUCCAGCACAUGUGGGAGAAGGCCCAGGCCGAACGCCGAGCCACCGAGAAGAUCCCGGAAGGCGAGGAGCAGCACCAGACGCCUGAGACAGGCGUGCGCUUUCAGAUCAUCACCGAGGAAUCCUCAUUCGUCCCCCCUCGGAGUGAGUCACGCAAGCCACUGAAGCCGGCUCUAAAGCGAGCGGCCAGCACUUUAUCCGAGAGCCCUUCAACUGGGACUGUGGACCACCCAGGCAUCGCCUUGAGGAGCCUUUUUUGUGCUAACACCACAACGGCAGAGCCUGCUGAGGAUGAGAAUUUGGGCCUGCCUGAAAAGCGCAAGUCGAAGCGCGUCCGUGUUUCCAUGGCGGAUGAAUGUGAAUUAGUUGGUGAAAUGACCCCUGCCGAGAUCCUGGAAUGGGAGGAGCAGCAGCUGGAGCAGUUUGUCAACUUCAACAACAGCAAGAUUGACCCAGCACCCUUCCAGCUGGUGGAACGCACUUCUUUGCACAAGACACACACCAUCUUCUCUCUCUUGGGGGUGGACCACGCCUAUGUCACCAGCAUCGGGCGCCUAAUUGGCAUGGUGUCCCUCAAGGAGUUGCGGAAAGCCAUUGAGGGCUCUGUAACAGCCAAGGGUGUGAAGGUGCGUCCCCCGUUGGCCAGCUUCCGGGAUAGCACAACCAGCAGUAGUGAGACAGAAACCACAGAGAUCCACCAGCUGUGGGACCGGCGGCAUAGGCACUCCAUCCCCCGCGAGUCCAGCCCUUCUGAGAGUGACGACAAAUGCCAGUGAUGGCAGAAGGAGCCUUGCUAAUGGCCGGCGGGGAGUUCAGCGUCGCUGGGACGUGGCUGUAUUUCUUCCAGCCAAAUCCUCCCAGGGUCCCUCAUUCAGCAUUCCAGCCCAGGGACCCACAACUGCGCCGAGAGGCUUGCAAAAGGCCACAAGCCUGUUCCUUCCUCCUGCUCUUGCGCUGAAGGAGAGAUGAUUACAGAACAACUUCCCAUCCAGGAUCAGAGGGAGGAGCUUGCUCUUCUCACCAGCCCACACCUCAGCAGGGCCUUGACUUCCUAGAACCGCAGAAGUCCUUUAUCCCUCACCUUGAUGCUGAAGUCACACCCGCCUUCGGUCCCACACCUCUGCAGCCCCUCUCAUCCUGCCCUUAGUCUCGGGGCUUGCUCAAGAUGUUCGUGGGCAGGAGGCCAACCGUUUUACUUACUUGCAGCACACAAUUCCCUGCUUUUCCGUUACCUUGUAAUGGGAUUGCGUCAGAUGAGGCGAGGGCCUCAGAAAGGAGGAGAGGUCAGGAGGCGGAAACUGCGAGCCAAGGUGUUAAAAUCCCAACCUGUCACCUUUGCUCCUCUGCGCAGGUCGCUCUUAGCUGAGGGAGAGAGGUGUGUGGCACCUGUCAUGCGGAGUGAACCACUCCCACCUCCAGGCUUAGGCCCAAGGCCCAGUCGGCCUGCCCCGCUCUCUCACUGCCACGCCACAUCCGUUUGCGUUCAGUCAGCGAGUCUUGGAUCGCCAGUUUAGGAAGGCCCCGCUAUACAACGCAGGAGUGGGGCACCCACAGACCUCCAAAUGUUACCCACCGUCAUCCCCGACCAUUGGCUGUGCUGGGGCUUCUGGGAGUUGGUUCUCCAUCUCUGGUAUAAUGAAUAGCUUUUUUUUUUUCCUUUUAUUGAUUAAUUAUAUUCGGGAACAGACUAUGGUGAACACUGGAUCUCUUGAGCAACUGAGCCUUCGGAAGCCGCCUCUUCCUCCCUCUCCCAACACCUCCAGGAAGGACUCUGAACUGCUGCCCUUCCCCCACCCCUCUCUGUGGAGCCCACCCUACUUUUGAAUCCGGGGGUAAGGAGAGGAAAGUGGGGAGAUGGCAUUGGAGAUGUAAAUACAGAGGGGUUUUUUUAUAUUAAUUUAAUAAAAAAAAGAGAGAUUACAAAUAGAGUUCUAAAAUAAACAAACUAA
Messenger RNA from Rhineura floridana, 4300 nucleotides. RefSeq names its product chloride voltage-gated channel 2 (gene CLCN2). The transcript is spliced from 24 exons. Gene Ontology annotation, molecular function: voltage-gated chloride channel activity. Gene Ontology annotation, biological process: transmembrane transport; chloride transport. The record is from RefSeq and is a predicted model, not a curated record. The coding region runs from base 428 to 3127 and encodes 899 amino acids. Gene Ontology annotation, cellular component: membrane. NCBI's taxonomy places the organism in Eukaryota, Metazoa, Chordata, Lepidosauria, Squamata, Rhineuridae.